ACAAGCAGCGGCAGCACCAGCAGCGAGGAGAGGAGAGGGGGGAGUGAUGAGUCAAUACAACUAAUAAUUUAAUGGGGACAGAGAGGGAGAGACGGAGUGAGAGGGGGAGAGACAGAGAGAGGGAGAUAGAAAGAGCUCCGUCCGGACGCCAAUCCCCAACCAACAGGACACCUCCUACUAUUACUAUCGCAGGCAGCUCUCUUAUGCAUCCACUGCAAGCCUUAUUUAUGCUCGACAUCGGAAAGUAUAUCGCACUUUUUGACCCCCCUCUCCUUGUUGUAUUUGCGAACCUGUUUCGACUGUCCGCAUAUCGUCUCGCCUCCAACGCGGUAGCAAGAACACACUGUCGGUUAUUAUUAAUAUUUUUCUCAGUCAGCCGGUAGUCAAAUCUAGCUGAGCGGACGUUAAGCUAUUUUUGUGUACGUUUAUUCUCAUAUACACAGAGAAGGGUUUAUUGGGUCUCGGCGGCGGGUAUUAUCAUUACAACUGUGUCCGAGGUGCUUUGCUUUCCACUGGAGGCUGCUAACUGUACUGUGCCGAUGUAGCGAUGUGGAUGUUGUGGUGCGAACUAAAGCUGAAGUCGCCUUCACUUUGAGCUAAAUGUCGCCGGUUGUAGCGGUUUCUGUUGCCGUUUUUUUCCUCCAAUUGGACGGAAUUAGAUAAUGGACAACACACACACAUGACCGCUUACCAAUGUUCGCCUAUCACGGUCCAUCUCGACCUCGUCGUCUCUCACACAGACCCGGGUUGUUGUUUUUUCAGACCGCCUGUCAGUCCUCCGCGAAGAAGAGCAGGAGAAAGCGUCUUUUUAAACACUGAGUAUUUUUACAAGCGUUUGCUGUCAUGCACACGUAGGGAGAGAGAGGGAGAGAUAACGAGACCGGGAAGCAGGAGUUGUUCUUUUUUUUUCUUUUCUACCCUGGCCAAACUUGAAGAAGACGUGUUUCCCAGGCGGUGUUAUAUGCUUCCGAUUGCUGAAGAAGUGCUGCGUUUCAGGUGAUAGUGAGCAGAGGUGCUGAGAAUGAUGGACCAUCUCAGCGAGGUGUGUUUGGGGAAGGAGAACUCCGACCUGAUGAACAGCAUGGCCGAGGCCAAGGCCCCGCCGGCCAAGCUGCCCCGGCUGGAGCAGAACGGCAGCCCCCUGGGCCGGGCCCGGCUGGGCAGCACCGGGGCCAAACUAGCUGGGGUCCCGUACAAACCCACCGGCCACCUGCUGAAGACCUGCCACAAGAGAGGCAACAUGCUGCCUGUGUUCUGUGUGGUGGAGCACUACGAGAAUCCCAUGGAUUUUGACAGCAAGGAGGAGCAUGCCGAGUUCGUCUUGGUGCGUAAGGACAUGCUGUUCAACCAGCUCAUCGAGAUGGCCCUUUUGUCGCUGGGCUAUUCCCACAGCUCAGCGGCCCAGGCCAAAGGUAUGAUUCAGGUGGGGAAAUGGAACCCCGUCCCCCUGUCAUACGUGACAGACGCACCGGACGCUACGGUGGCUGACAUGCUGCAGGACGUCUACCACGUUGUCACGCUCAAGAUCCAGCUCCACAGUUGUCCUAAGCUGGAGGACCUGCCGCCUGAGCAAUGGAGCCACUCUACAGUAAGAAACGCCCUCAAGGAGUUACUCAAAGACAUGAAUCAGAGCUCUCUGGCUAAAGAAUGUCCCUUAUCACAGAGUAUGAUUUCCUCCAUUGUGAACAGCACUUACUAUGCAAAUGUGUCGGCGGCAAAGUGUCAGGAAUUUGGGCGCUGGUAUAAACAUUUCAAGAAGACAAAAGAUAUGAUGGGCAUGCGCCAACCCUCCCAGCUGGAGGGAUACCUGGGGACGUGUGUCCUCCGUGAGAGCCCGCGUGCCAAUGCAUUAGCAGAGAUGGAUGGCCUGUCCGACCUCUCUCCACCCGGCUCCAAUCACAGCCACAGCCACAACCACAACCACAACCACCUGGGCUUCUCCCAGCAGCAGCAGCCUAUCCCCGGCAGCACAGCAGAGCAGACGCCAUCUUCGCCGGUGCCUCAGAUGCAGCACGCCCCCCCGCCACAUAGUGGGCAGAACGGCGGCCGACAGCCCCAGCUCCCCGGUAUGCACCACCCGGGCCUGGUGUCCACGCCCAUCAGCCCCCAGCUGGUCAACCAGCAGCUUGUGAUGGCACAGAUCCUCAACCAGCAGUAUGCAGUGAACCGGUUGUUGGCGCAGCAGUCCCUCUCGCAGCAGUACCUUAACCACCCACCUGUCAACCGCAACUCCCACAACAAGCCCAUGGAGCCACAGGUGACAUCAAACACAGAGGUGUCUAUGGACGUUUACCAGUGGGUGAGGGACGAGCUGAAGCGGGCCGGCAUCUCACAGGCCGUCUUCGCCCGCGUGGCCUUCAACAGAACCCAGGUGAGGAGGGGACACGGAUGGGCUACAGAACAGGGACUUUGCCAACUUUAA
Messenger RNA from Notothenia coriiceps (black rockcod), 2422 nucleotides. It is a transcript of the gene satb1b, whose product is annotated as SATB homeobox 1b. NCBI's taxonomy places the organism in Eukaryota, Metazoa, Chordata, Actinopteri, Perciformes, Nototheniidae. The transcript is spliced from 8 exons. The record is from RefSeq and is a predicted model, not a curated record. Gene Ontology annotation, biological process: chromatin remodeling; regulation of transcription by RNA polymerase II. Gene Ontology annotation, molecular function: RNA polymerase II cis-regulatory region sequence-specific DNA binding; DNA-binding transcription factor activity, RNA polymerase II-specific. Bases 1022 to 2422 code for a protein of 466 amino acids.